AUGGAUUUCGUGUUCCUAUGCGGCGGUGCCGGCCUCCGCGUUGACCAUCUCCACCUCGCCGCCGCCCUGCUCUCGCCUUGCGCCGCCCGGCUCGCCCUCCUCCAGCUGCACGGCCAACAGCCCCCGCCGGCUACCACCGCCUGGCCCGCCCGCGCGCAGCAGCCAGCGCCACACCACCACGACCGCCCGCAUCCGCUCGAGCGGCGGCGCACGAGCCACGCCCGAACCGACGCCCUCCACGCGCCCGGGCCCACGCCCUGCCUCCGCUCGCCGAGCCGCAUCGCCAACCAGGCACGGCCGCCGCGCCAACCACCACCCGGGCCGCGCCUCCGGCCCAACCACCACCACGCGCCCGAGCGCCCACUUCCGCGCCUGCCGCAGCUCGGCCACCCGCUCCCGCCGCCGCGCCAAGCAGCGCGCCGACCUGCCCCCAAGUUCCCGCAGCCCACCGGCUUCGCCCGCUCCCUGCCGGCUCCUUGCUUCCGCGCGAGGUCAGCCAACCGGCGGGUGCCGCAUAGCACAGCCGGCGGUGCCGCCAAGCCCGGCAGUGCAGGCCAAAGCAGACCGGCGGUGCCGUGCUGCUCACCCGGCGAGUGCCGCCGGAUGUACCCGGCAGUGCCGGCCCCAAUCCUUGUGUACAUUGAUUCGGUUUAG
Molecule: messenger RNA, 654 nt
Organism: Lolium perenne
Lineage: Eukaryota; Viridiplantae; Streptophyta; Magnoliopsida; Poales; Poaceae
Source: RefSeq, a predicted model, not a curated record